Messenger RNA from Rattus norvegicus (Norway rat), 1809 nucleotides. RefSeq names its product zinc finger, matrin type 2 (gene Zmat2). Gene Ontology annotation, molecular function: histidine-tRNA ligase activity; nucleic acid binding; ATP binding. Bases 1 to 600 code for a protein of 199 amino acids. The record is from RefSeq and is marked validated. Gene Ontology annotation, cellular component: U2-type precatalytic spliceosome; nucleus; cytoplasm. Gene Ontology annotation, biological process: histidyl-tRNA aminoacylation; tRNA aminoacylation for protein translation; mRNA splicing, via spliceosome. NCBI's taxonomy places the organism in Eukaryota, Metazoa, Chordata, Mammalia, Rodentia, Muridae. The transcript is spliced from 6 exons.
AUGGCGUCUGGCAGCGGGACAAAAAACUUGGACUUUCGCCGAAAGUGGGACAAAGAUGAAUAUGAGAAGCUCGCGGAGAAGAGACUCACAGAAGAGAGAGAAAAGAAGGAUGGAAAACCAGUGCAGCCAGUUAAGCGGGAGCUUCUACGGCACAGGGAUUACAAGGUGGACUUGGAGUCCAAGCUUGGGAAGACAAUUGUUAUCACCAAGACCACCCCACAGUCUGAAAUGGGAGGCUACUACUGCAAUGUCUGUGACUGUGUGGUGAAGGACUCCAUUAACUUCCUGGAUCACAUUAAUGGAAAGAAACAUCAGCGAAACCUGGGUAUGUCUAUGCGCGUGGAACGUUCCACUCUGGAUCAGGUAAAGAAACGUUUUGAGGUUAACAAGAAGAAGAUGGAGGAGAAGCAGAAAGAUUAUGAUUUUGAGGAAAGGAUGAAGGAGCUCAGAGAAGAGGAGGAAAAGGCUAAAGCAUACAAGAAAGAGAAACAGAAGGAGAAGAAAAGGAGGGCCGAGGAGGACUUGACUUUUGAGGAGGAGGAUGAAAUGGCAGCUGUGAUGGGCUUCUCUGGCUUUGGUUCUACCAAGAAGAGUUACUGAAGCGUUCUCUGUGGCCUAACUUUGGCCUUUACUGGACCUAACUUUGAGUGUGUGUUGAGGUGGGGUGGGGGUGUCAUUUCUUUUUUGGGUACUGGAGAAGGUCCUUAAGAGUGUUAAUGGGCAGGGCUAGAGGGUGGGUGUUUGUGGUUUCCCUCUACGUUAGGAGAGGGCACAGGAUGUAGAGGAGACGCUGUGGCGUAUUCCUUCUGCCUCAGUACAUUACUGGAGUCACAGAACCUCUGCCCGUCUGUGUUCCCAAUAAAGAAAGAUCUCCCUCUUUGAGACUGCUUUCCCCAAAUUCCCCUGCAUCUUUCCCUCUUCAUCUUUCCACCUUUUGUCUGAACAUCCUCCUUUUUCCUGUGUCCUGCUAUUGUUUUAAUUUUUACUUUUGUUCAGCUUGCAACAGAAGGGUUUUCUGAGUCUCCAGUAUGCAGGUGCUGGCAUAUCCUUGGCCCAGCUCUUCCUCCCAUCCCACCCAGCGGUUCUCUACCCACUUGUGCAUGCAUGUGAUUUCUGCCUGGGUCAAUGUGUGUGUGGGUAUGUGUGCAUGAUGUGUCACAAAGAGGGGACCUGGGCUAGAAUCUCAGAGCAUUGUUGCCCUGAGACCUAAUGUUCUUGGUUUCCUCGGUGCAUGUAACAGGAUAUUAAAUGGGAUGAGUGUUUGGUGUGGUUUGUGUCUGGUGAGUUUUUAACCUUGUUUCUUCCGUUUCACUUCAUUGAGGAUUUCUGGUUUUGUCUUCCUUGGGAAUGGUUCUUGGAAGAACCUGUUUGAUGCAAAAAAGAAAGCAACAAAACAACCCUAAAACCAAACAAAGAAACUCAUGCGGGGAGACCCCGGUUCUCAGACACUGUUCAACAUGUACAAUAAAUGACAGUGAUGAGGCCUGCUUCACAUUUGUUGGGAACAUGUCCAUAUCAUUCCCUGCCCCACACAUUCCUACACCAAGAAUUUCUAUAGAGCCUUUCUAUAGAGCCUUUCAACACCCCUCCCCCCUUACAUAGAGGUUUCCUUAGUGUGAGUUUUUCCCUCUGCAGAUAGGCACAGGAUCUGUGCCCUUGGGAGUCCAAACAAAACAUUUCAGUCCCCUAUAAUUUUCGUCCCCUCUGAUCUUCCUAGGAGAACUCAGGGUUAAACUUAACUAUCUGCACUUGGGCGGGCACUUGACUCUGCUUGCCUCUCCAGUGUUGAGAUUAAAGGUGUGCCCUCCA